AUGCCUCCGCGGGUACCCAUAUCAUCGUUCCGGCGACAAGCCCUACGAUGCCCAUAUGAACUUCGAAUCGCCAGGGCUGCCAGCACCGCUGCGGCUCCGGCCGUCACACCAGCUGCGCCAAUUGAGCAAAUGACACGCUCGCCAGCUCCAAUUGCGCGUACUCCUCCCACUCAGCCGCCGUCGCAUCGCAGUCCUGAAUACCGCCGGUCCCAACUCCUGCGUCAAUACACCUCCCUGCUCCGCACCUCCCCUCUCAUGGUGCUUUUCCAACACAACAAUCUGAAGUCCACGGAAUGGGCUGCUAUUCGACGAGAGUUGACCAAGGCCUUGCAAAAAGUCGAUGAAAAGAUCGCUGCCGAGGGUCGGACAUCCCCGGAGUUGUCUCCAUAUAUCAAGUUGCAGACUGUCCAAACCAGCAUCUUCGAGGUGGCCGUUCGUAUUGUCGAAUACUUCCGGCCUAGCGAGGAUGCGCUUGCUUCUGGAAACCCCCCAGCGCCGUCGACCCCGGACGACCCUGCCCUGACGCACGAUUUGUCUCGCUCUGCUCACAUUGCCGUGAAGAAGAUGAAGGGCAAGCACGAGCUCGCCGAAGUCCUCACUGGCCCUAUCGCCAUUCUUUCUAUUCCUACCGUCUCCCCCGAACACAUGAAGGCCGCGCUGUCGAUCCUUACUCCCAAGGAAGCCGGAUUCCCUGCACCCACCCGCAAGGGCAACCCGGAUUACCACGAUCCCACCGUCCAGCUCGGUCUGCAGAAGCUUAACCUGCUUGGUGCCCGCGUUGAUGGCAAAGUGUUCGACAUCGCCGAGACCAAGUGGGUCGGCAGCAUCGAGGGCGGUAUGGAUGGCCUUCGCUCACAGCUCGUUAUGGCUUUGCAGAGCAUGGGCUCCAGUGUCACCAGCACCUUGGAGGGAGCUGGCAAGAGCCUGUACUUCACUAUGGAGAGUCGGAGAAGCGUUUUGGAGGAGGAGCAGAAAGGCGAGGGUGAGAAGAGCGAAUCGUCCUAG
This is a messenger RNA of Penicillium atrosanguineum, 1005 nucleotides long. RefSeq names its product mitochondrial 54S ribosomal protein uL10m. The record is from RefSeq and is a predicted model, not a curated record. The transcript is spliced from 2 exons. Gene Ontology annotation, molecular function: structural constituent of ribosome. The coding region runs from base 1 to 1005 and encodes 334 amino acids. Gene Ontology annotation, cellular component: mitochondrial large ribosomal subunit. Gene Ontology annotation, biological process: translation. NCBI's taxonomy places the organism in Eukaryota, Fungi, Ascomycota, Eurotiomycetes, Eurotiales, Aspergillaceae.